This is a messenger RNA of Dermatophagoides farinae (American house dust mite), 1597 nucleotides long. Its product is annotated as piggyBac transposable element-derived protein 4. The record is from RefSeq and is a predicted model, not a curated record. NCBI's taxonomy places the organism in Eukaryota, Metazoa, Arthropoda, Arachnida, Sarcoptiformes, Pyroglyphidae.
AAUGGACGAAUCACAAAGCUAAAAUUCUUCGUUCAAGUCGUACAAGCCGACAAUCAACUAUGCGUAUGUGGAAAGACACUGACGCUCAAGAGAUGAAGAAAUUCUUAGGAGUGUGUAUCGUCAUGGGAAAUGUCAAAAUGCCAUCUUUGAGACAUUAUUGGGCCACUAACUUUAUAUAUAAUCAUCCGUUUUUCGGCAGAUUUAUCAGCCGCAAUCGAUUUGAAGCAAUACUACGUUGUUUAUCAUUUUAUGAUAAUACCGAUGAUACAUCCAACAGAUUACAUAAAAUCAAAAAUGUUGUUGAACAUAUUGUGACUAACAUCCAAGAAAUAUAUUCUCCAGGCCGGAAUUUAUCAUUGGAUGAAGCAUUGCUUCUUUGGCGUGGACGAUUAUUUUUCCGCCAAUAUAUUCCAAACAAAGCUGCAAAGUACGGAAUCAAAUUGUAUGAAUUAUCAACACCAAACGGUUUCAUUUUGAACAUAUUAAUCUACGAAGGAAAAGGAACAGUAUACAAUCAAAGUUCGAGUCAUGCACAUGGUGUGGUUCAAAAAUUAAUGGAUCCAUAUUUAAAUAAAGGUCAUGUCGUUUAUAUUGAUAAUUUUUAUACAAGUGUAAAUUUGGCUGAAUCACUACUGCAACAAAAGACUCAUAUUGUAGGCACUUUGCGGAAGAACAGAAAAUUCAACCCAAAGGAAGUGAUCAAUAAAAAACUUGCAAAAGGUGAAUCAGUCUGGAAACGCAAAGGAAAUGUUGUUGUCGGCAAAUGGAAGGACAAACGGGAAGUUUGUAUGAUUUCCACAUAUCAUGAAUUCAAAAUGGUGAAUUGGAAAAAUAGCCGUGGCAUUGAAUCCAUGAAACCAAACAUCAUUAUUGAUUAUAAUCAAUUCAUGGCCGGUGUUGAUAGAGCAGAUCAAAUGAUGUCUUAUUAUUCAACACCACGAAAAACAGUUAGAUGGUACAUCAAAUUGUUUUUCCAUUUAUUUGACAUGUGUAUUUGGAAUAGCAUGAUCAUAUUUAAAAAAGUCACUGGUAAAAAAAUCUCAUAUCUUAAUUUUAGAGAUGAACUGACUAAAUCUUUACUCGAAUCCAAUCAAAAUACAAGCAAUGAUAACAUGUUUGCUUCACAUUAUUUAAAAAAAAUCAGUAAACGUGUACGCUGUCGCAACUGUUCAAAAAAUAGAAAGCGUAAAUUAACAUCUUAUAUUUGUAAUGGUUGUAGCAGUUCAAACAAAACUAUCGGACUCUGUCCAACUUGUUUCCAUCAAUAUCUUCAUAACCAAAUAUAAUCUAAUUUUUUUAAUAAUAACAUAAUUUAUCCCACAAAAAUAAAAUUCUCGUUCAUUUUUCAGUUUUUUACGUGUUUUUGUAAAAAAAAGAUUCCGGCUCAUAUGUGAGCCAUCUGGUCUAUUUUGUCAAAGAGCUAUCCAUAGACCAGUGGCUCACAUAUGAGCCGGGAGGAAAAUAACAAGAAGUAAAUCAGUUUGGAUGAAAAAAAAUGUAACAAUGAAAUAGGUGAAGCCAAUAACAAAAAAUUAUGCAAUAAAAAAAGUUGGUCUAUUUUGAGACCUUUUUUCUGUCUAUGGUGGUCGUGAAUGGG